Molecule: messenger RNA, 655 nt
Organism: Pelecanus crispus (Dalmatian pelican)
Lineage: Eukaryota; Metazoa; Chordata; Aves; Pelecaniformes; Pelecanidae
Source: RefSeq, a predicted model, not a curated record
UGGGUAGGAGCUAAGCAGCAUGAGUUGCAGGUAAACUCUAUGCAGUUGCUGUACUAUCAGGCACCAAUGUCCUCGGCUAUGUUGUUGUUCAUCGUACCCUUCUUCGAGCCAGUCUUUGGAGAAGGGGGAAUAUUUGGGCCCUGGACGCUUUCUGCUGUGAUAAUGGUACUGCUGUCUGGUAUAAUAGCCUUUAUGGUAAACUUGUCCAUUUACUGGAUCAUUGGAAAUACGUCGCCUGUCACGUAUAACAUGUUUGGACAUUUCAAGUUCUGCAUCACCCUCCUGGGAGGGUGCCUGUUAUUUAAGGAUCCACUGUCUGUUAAUCAAGGCCUUGGGAUUCUGUGCACAUUGUUGGGUAUUUUAGCUUACACCCACUUCAAGCUUAGUGAGCAGGAAAGCAGUAAGAGUAAAUUGGUUCAGCGUCCAUAAAGCCAGGGUUUCUGGAGAUUAAUAAUAUUGUGAAGGAAAACAAGUAUUUAAAUAUGCAUUGAUUGUAGAAUGCACAAAAUUGCCUCAUUCAUUUAGACCUACGGUUUUAGUUUAACCGCCAGGAUCGUUAUUCUGUAACUAAACCAAACAAACUGAAUUUAUGUAAAAUGCUGGGGGUUUGCCAUCUCAGUCCAUCCUAUCGUUUUCAUUCAAUUUAAAUGGUAAC